Callithrix jacchus (white-tufted-ear marmoset) is the source of this 1173-nucleotide messenger RNA. It is a transcript of the gene CSKMT, whose product is annotated as citrate synthase lysine methyltransferase. NCBI's taxonomy places the organism in Eukaryota, Metazoa, Chordata, Mammalia, Primates, Cebidae. The record is from RefSeq and is a predicted model, not a curated record. Gene Ontology annotation, molecular function: S-adenosylmethionine-dependent methyltransferase activity.
UCGGGGCCGGUUGAUCUUUCCCCCAGGAGCUCCCAUAGUCGCGUCGCUAUGGCAGCUCAGGGUCCGUACUUCCGCUCCGCACCGGAUCCGCGGGGCUCCGCCCCGGCUUUCCACGGGCCAAUCGUACCUCGGGGGCGGGUCCUUCGGCUAUAUAAGGGAGCUCCGUGACCCUGGAGGUCUUUCGGAGGGCGGAGAGCUGGUCUGCGGACGCUGUAUUCCCUCUUCCACAUCCCGCUGCAGCCAAUAAAGGCCGUUCCUACCAUAGUCGGUCUGUGUCCGCGUUCCUUUUUCCGAGACUGCAGAGUUCGAGGAGCUGUACGAGUUCUGCUACGCGGAAUUUGCAGAUCUUCCCCUGGAUCUCAGGCCUCCGGCUAGAGUAGGGUGGACACUUAACACAAGGUUCUCUGGUCGACCUUACCCGGACUAACAGAUGGCUACGCUGCGUCGAAUGCUCCACUUGCCGAGCCUGGUGGCAGGGGUGUGCCUCCCUUUUGCGGGCUCACUGGCUGGUAGCUCCCUGGUGGUCCGCUGUCUCUGGGAUCGGCUCCACUCCCAGUCCUGUUUGGGCAGUGUCCCCACCUUCGACUGGUUCUUUGGAUACGAAGAAGUCCAGGGGCUCCUACUGCCAUUGCUGCAGGAGGCACGUGCUGCCUGUCCUCUGCGGGUGCUGGAUGUGGGCUGUGGGACCUCCAGCCUAUGUACUGGCCUCUACACCAAAUCCCCACACCCAGUGGAUGUGCUUGGGGUGGACUUUUCUUUUGUGGCUGUGGCCCACAUGAACAGCCUCCUGGAGCAUGGCCAAGGCCAAACACCUCUACGCCCUGGGCAUCCUGCUUCCUGCCUCCGCUUCAUGCAGGCUGAUGCCCAGAACCUGGAGGCUGUGGCUUCUUCAGGUUCUUUCCAACUACUACUAGACAAGGGCACCUGGGAUGCUGUUGCCCGGGGGGGUCUGCCUAGGGCUUACCAGCUGCUGUCAGAAUGCUUGAGGGUUCUAAGCCCCCAGGGGACCCUGAUUCAGUUCUCAGAUGAGGACCCUGAUGUGCGACUGCCCUGCCUGGAACAAGGGUCCCGUGGCUGGACUGUGACUGUGCAGGAGCUCGGCCCAUUCAGGGGCAUUACCUACUUUGCUUACUUGAUUCAAGGCUCUCAUUAAAGACAUGUUAGUAGUCCUGA